AUGCCCGCUCCAUCCAACACCCUCCUCAUUGAGGGUUCUUUCGCCGAGCUCGCCGACGAAUUCGCCCAGUACAUCGACGCUCUCCGCAAAGAGGGCAGCCUCCAGUCCGAGAUCGCCCCGCUCCUUGAGCCGAUCCGCCAACAGGAACAAUCUGAGGGCGAGCCCAACCUCAAGCAGCGCGAUGAGGUCUUGAAGAAGCUGGUGGCUUCUGCGACCGUUUUGAACAGUGCUCCCGAGAAGGAAAUCACUCCUUCCUACAACCUGCUUGUCCACCUUAUUCACCAGUCGUCCGACGCCGACGUGUUCCUUCCUCGCAUCUGCACCUAUCUCGCUAAGCCCAUUACCACCUCUCCCCAAUUCGGCCCUACAUUGGCCAUCUCGAUUCUCACCACUAUUUUUAACACCCUGUCCUCCAACGACUCCAGCCGCUACCAUGUUCUCCUGGCCAUUGUGGCCGUGAUCCGCCAGUCCGGCUCCGGAUACGCCUUCGAGGCCCUCAAGCCCCAGCUUGCCUCGCAGCUGCCCACCUGGCUCUCCGCUUGGGAGCUCGAUGACGAGGAGGCUCAGAAGCUGCACCUGGCUAUUGCCGAUGCUGCUACCGCCGCUGGUGAUGAUGAUCUGGCCCAGUCCCACGUUGUGCAGGCUCUGCAGACCAUCCCCUCUGCUGAUGCCAGCAAGCCCGCUGCUCGCGACCUCGGUGUGCGCGCUCUCGCUUCGGCUCUGCGACGCCCGGCUGUCUUCGACUUCACUCCUCUGACUGCCUCGGAUGCCGUCCAGUCUCUCCGAUCCAGCGACAGCACCCUCUUCGAACUGUUGGAGAUUUUCACCUCGGACACCCUUGACGCCUACGAGGCUUUCAUCAGCACCAACCCUCUCGCCUCAAUCUCUGGCGGCGUUCUCGCCGACGCCUCCGAUGCCCUGCAGACCAAGAUGCGUCUCUUGACCCUCACCUCGUUGGCUGCUUCCACUUCCUCUCGCUCUCUCCCCUACGCCGCUAUCGCCUCUGCCCUGCGCGUUCCCGCCUCCGAUGUCGAGAUGUGGGUGAUCGACACCAUUCGCGCCGGUCUCGUUGAGGGCAAGCUAUCCCAGCUGAAGCAGGAGUUCCUUGUGCACCGCGCCACCUAUCGUGUCUUCGGUGAGAAGCAGUGGGCCGAGGUUCAGGGCCGUCUGAUGGUUUGGCGCCGCUCCCUGGAAGGCGUCCUCACCGUCAUCCGUUCCGAGCGCGAGCGCUUCGUCCGCGAGGGUAUCCAGGCUGCCGCUGAUCAGGAGGCCGCGGCUGCUGGCACUAAGAAUGGCGACAAGGCCCGCUCCGGUGACCGCAGACGUCCCCAGUCGGCUCAACCCGUGCAACCGCGCGAGGUGGAGGCUGUUGGCGAGUAA
This is a messenger RNA of Penicillium macrosclerotiorum, 1380 nucleotides long. RefSeq names its product PCI domain protein. The record is from RefSeq and is a predicted model, not a curated record. Gene Ontology annotation, cellular component: cytoplasm; eukaryotic translation initiation factor 3 complex. Gene Ontology annotation, molecular function: translation initiation factor activity. Lineage: Eukaryota; Fungi; Ascomycota; Eurotiomycetes; Eurotiales; Aspergillaceae. The coding region runs from base 1 to 1380 and encodes 459 amino acids. Gene Ontology annotation, biological process: cytoplasmic translational initiation. The transcript is spliced from 2 exons.